Pleuronectes platessa (European plaice) is the source of this 1662-nucleotide messenger RNA. RefSeq names its product forkhead box protein P2. Bases 1 to 1662 code for a protein of 553 amino acids. Gene Ontology annotation, cellular component: nucleus. Gene Ontology annotation, molecular function: RNA polymerase II cis-regulatory region sequence-specific DNA binding; DNA-binding transcription repressor activity, RNA polymerase II-specific. Gene Ontology annotation, biological process: regulation of transcription by RNA polymerase II. Lineage: Eukaryota; Metazoa; Chordata; Actinopteri; Pleuronectiformes; Pleuronectidae. The record is from RefSeq and is a predicted model, not a curated record. The transcript has 14 exons.
AUGCCUGAGUCUCCUCUCAGUCCCAAGGCAGCCCGUCAAACUCCAGCCGCCAGCAGCCUGCUCAGUCACACAGACAACAGUGCGGCAGAGAGGGUUGCUAAUGGGGACUCCUGCCGUGGAGUGAGUGGUGAAAACUGGCAUAGUCUCCACCAUAAACAGGUGUGCCUGGCGAUGAUGGCUCCUCGGCAGAUUCAACAGCUGCUCUCUCCAAACCAGCUUCAGGCUCUGAUCCACCACAAGCAACAAGCUCUUCUGCUCCAACAGCAACAUCUGAAAGAGUUUUACAAGACUCAACAACAAAAGAUUCACCUGCAGCUGCUUCAACAGCAACCCAGCAAGAAAGUCAAGGAGGCAAUGGGUUUCAGCCCAGCAGAGUUGCAGCAGAUAUGGAAGGAGCUGACAAAUGGAUUAACUGAAGAUAAAACCACGAUCAAGAGCAGUUAUGACUCUUCCACUAACGACACCAGGUCAACACAAGUCAGGGGGAGACAGGCCGAUGUCCAGCCGUCUCCCUCUCCUCGCAGGACCGAAUGUGCUGAUCGUGCCGCCUCACAUGUUCUCUACAGUCACGGUGUGUGUAACUGGCCCGGAUGCGAGACCGCGUGUGACAACUUGAACCAGUUCAUCAGGCACAUAGGCAGUGAACACACUCUGGACGACAGGAGCACAGCUCAGUGCAGAGUCCAGAUGCAGGUGGUUCAGCAGCUGGAGCUUCAGCUCUGCAAAGAGCAGCAGCGUCUGCGGGCGAUGACGGCUCACCUGCAUCUGCCCUCUCCAGAAGCUCAGUCGCUGUCUGCAGCCGCCGGUCAACAGUUGCCUGAUAUGACUGAUAUGGCUGCUGACCCACGAGCUCCACAGCUCGGUGCCGUCGCCAGCGACCUGACCUCGCUGAGCCCGUCGGACGGGGCACAAGUCUCACCGCUCCAGUCCCUGGGUCCUGUCAGCUCUCCAUCCCAGUGCUGUGAGGAGGAGACGCCCACUCACACAGGAUGUGCCGGGGCCAUGAGACGUCGUCAGCACCCGCUGGUCUACUCGCUGUCCUCGGAAAAUGAGUAUGAGCUUUACAAGAACAGUGACAUCAGACCACCGUUCACCUACGCAACACUGAUAAGACAGGCGAUUAUGGAGGCACCAGACAUGCAGCUGACGCUCAAUGAGAUCUACAACUGGUUCACACGGACGUUCGCUUAUUUCAGACGCAACGCUGCCACUUGGAAGAACGCUGUGCGCCACAACCUGAGUCUGCACAAGUGCUUUGUGCGGGUGGAGAAUGUGAAAGGUGCCGUGUGGACGGUGGAUGAGGUGGAAUUCCAGAGGAGGAGAUCCCAGAAGAUCACAGGGAGUCCAUCACUUAUUAAGAAUGUGACCUCGAACCUUGCUUUGGGUGCAGCUCUGACUGCCAGUUUACAGACAGCGCUGGCUGACACAUCACUGCCAGGAUUCACAAAGGAAAGUGUGAGCAGGAACUCCAGGAGUCAAACACAGGAGAGCAGCAGCCACAAUCACCAAAACAUCUCUCUACGUGUCCAGCAGUGUCUUUUCCUCAAAGACGAAACAAUGAAUCUGGAUGAACCAGAACGUCAGAUGGCGACGGCGAAACCAGUCACUCUGCAGCAUGGCAUGACUGGGAAUGACCAGGAGCACUUGCUCGACCUCAAAUGA